CAACUAUUCAUAUCAAAUAGAGAGCAACCUGCCAUAAAAUACACGCUGCCGUAGCUGCUAAAUGCAUGACGUGCGCUUAACACUAUUCAUCUCAUCUCACAAGAGUGAGAUACCCAAGCUCCAUUUUUUCCCUUGAGAUCUCCUUCCUUUUAUCUCUCUCCUCAAUUCUCUCUCACCAGAUCCCUAAUUUUCAUUCUCAUUCUUCAAUUUCCUCAAUUUACUAGCAAAUAUAGUCCGAACGCCAUGAUUUCUUCUAGCAAGCUCAAAUCCGUCGAUUUUUAUCGAAAAAUUCCCAGAGAUUUAACAGAGGCAUCAUUGUCAGGUGCAGGAUUGUCCAUAGUAGCUGCCCUUGCCAUAAUUUUUUUGUUUGGGAUGGAGCUAAGCAGUUACUUGGCCCUCAGCACCUCAACAUCUGUGGUAGUUGACAAGAGUCCUGAUGGAGAAUUCUUACGCAUUGAUUUCAAUAUGAGCUUUCCAGCACUCUCUUGUGAAUUUGCUUCUGUGGAUGUGAGCGAUGUGUUGGGGACGAACAGGUUGAAUAUAACCAAAACAAUCCGCAAGUUUUCAAUAGAUUCGCAUUUGAGACCAAUAGGCCCUGAGUUUCUAUCCGGAGCCACUACAAAUCUCAUUAAGCACGACGAUGAUGGUGAGGAAGACUAUGGUGAAGGUUCCCUUGUUUUAAAUGGGCAAAAUUUUGAAAGAGCCGCACAAGAGCAUGAUAUUUUGGUAGUUAAUUUUUAUGCUCCAUGGUGCUACUGGAGCAAAAGACUGAAACCUUCAUGGGAAAAGGUAGCGAUGAUCAUGAGAGAGAGACAUGACCCAGAAGCUGAUGGGCGUAUACUUUUGGGGAAAGUUGACUGCACUGUACAAGUUGAUUUGUGUAGGAGGCAUCAUGUGCAAGGAUAUCCAUCUAUCAGAGUUUUCCGUAAAGGAAGCGAUGUGAAGAAUGAGCAUGGACAUCAUGAACACGAAUCUUACUAUGGGGAUCGUGACACUGAUACUCUUGUUAAGUUUAUGGAAUCUCUGGUUUCAGCAAUCCCAUUGGGAAACCAAACUCUGGCUCUCGAAGAUAAAUCUAGCAAUAAGACUCAGAACAUAAAGAGGCUAGCACCACCUUCAGGUGGCUGUAGAAUUGAAGGAUUUGUCCGUGUUAAGAAGGUUCCUGGAAACCUUAUUGUCUCUGCUCAUUCUGGAUCACAUUCAUUUGAUUCAUCUAAGAUGAACAUGUCUCAUGUCAUUACCCACCUUUCAUUUGGUAAGAGAAUUUCACCCAGGGUUAUGACUGAUGUCCAAAGGAUCAUACCUUAUCUUGGUGCAAGCCAUGAUCGAUUGAGUGGUAAAUCAUAUAUCAACCAAGACGAGGCCUCAAAUGCAAUGGUUACAAUUGAGCAUUAUCUUCAAGUGGUAAAAACAGAAGUGCGAUCACCUAACGAACAUACAUUGUUAGAGGAGUAUGAAUAUACUGCACACAGUAGUUUGAUUCAGAGUCAUGACAUCCCAGUCGCCAAAUUUCAUUUUGAGCUCUCUCCCAUGCAGGUGUUGAUAACAGAAAAUCCCAGAUCUUUUUCGCACUUCCUUACCAACAUUUGUGCUAUUAUUGGGGGUGUUUUCACGGUAGCCGGGAUCUUAGAUUCAAUUCUGCACAACACAAUGCGGCUGAUAAAGAAAGUUGAGUUAGGCAAAAAUUUUUGAUAGGAAAGUGAGUUUAUCUCUCUUUUUAUCCCUGUGGCGGAGUAGGCUCUAGUGUUGCAGAUGCACAGUCUUCCUCAUUGCUCGAACAUUUGGAAUUCAGGUGUAGAAAUAUUGAUUUUGCAGCAGGCUACAAACAAUGUGUAUAGGAAUGAUCGACAAACAUCUGGAGUUCUGGACUUCUCUAUCUCUCUUUUCUUUUGAGAAAUUUCAUGAAUUCCCUAAGACACACGGUCGCUUUGAUUGCUCUAGAAUUUAUGAAUUAUUCAAAUUUUACCUUAUUGGUAAUGAAAAAUAAUGUACGCAGAAUCUAGUGGAAUUGGAGCUCCACAUCUUUUGGCUUGCAUAGGGAGAUCUGAAACCUUUCAGAGAGUUCUUCCCAUGUCCUUAAAACAGACUUGUCGUAGAUUACAAACAGAUACAUUAUCUAUAUUAUAAAAAAAACUCUCCUAAGCUUUAUUUUAGUUUUGCCGAAGCUUUAUUUUCUAGAGCAGGUCCGCCAUUCUAUCUAGAGGACUGCCAAGGCUACCCUGUUGUACUAGUCGCAAUGUUUGUUUACAGCUGAUAUUAUAAUUUUGCUACACCAAGGUCGUCAUUGCGGAUUUGCGGACA
This is a messenger RNA of Chenopodium quinoa (quinoa), 2301 nucleotides long. RefSeq names its product protein disulfide-isomerase 5-3-like. The record is from RefSeq and is a predicted model, not a curated record. Lineage: Eukaryota; Viridiplantae; Streptophyta; Magnoliopsida; Caryophyllales; Amaranthaceae. Gene Ontology annotation, cellular component: COPII-coated ER to Golgi transport vesicle; endoplasmic reticulum. The transcript has 15 exons. Bases 244 to 1692 code for a protein of 482 amino acids.